CCCCAUUUGCCCAUCGAGAACGGGGACCAAAGUACCUCUGCUUACGUCUUUGCGAGACGCGGUACAAGGGCUGCCGCGAAAGCCAAAGGUAAGGGUAAGCUGCCUUCUCUCUUUAACUGAGGGUGCCCAAACAUGGAAGCAGACGUGGACGGACGGACUCGACAUGGAACUGACCACCAACCCGACACUUCCUCUGACCCCAUGAAAAUAAUUCCGUUCCCGUCCAGUACCAAUCUGAUCUGCUUCGUCUCAAACAUAAACCUCACACACUCCCAAUAAUCUCUUUUUUGCUGGACCUAUUUUUGCAGCUCGCAGCUCUCAGCUUCCAGCUCCCACAUCCCGACCUCCGGCUGCUUCUCCCCCCAAGAACCGGGCUCUGAGGCACGCGGUAAUGCAGCCUGUAUCGCCAGCGUCCUAGACGGCAGGCACGUCACCGCAUUUCAGGGGGCCAGCAACUGCGCGAAGCAACCCAGGACACGCCAAACCCCAAGUGGAACAUCGAGCCCGUGAGCCAGCUACACGCGGCUGACCCGACGUCUCCGCAAGGCUGAACGGCCGUCACGAGACCAACCUCUGGAUUUUUGGACAACGGGCACCAUGGGUCAGUGGUGGGAUGCUUCAAAGAUUGACGCUACUGUCACGAGACAGUUCGUCUGUCAGUACCUCUUACCAGAGGAGAUUGAGCGCCUAAGCCAGCCACUAGCUUUUGGUGAUGGUUUGACGGAUGAGACGUAUUGGGACUGGAUCAACAACAAGGCCAAGCGCAUCUUCUUGAUUCUCGUCGACCUCAAGAUUCCAGAUCAGAUCUUCGGCAUCGUCGACGACUCAUGGGACGACCAUGACCUGCCCAUAUCUUCCGAGCAUGUCGAGCGGCUUAGGUUGACGGCUCAAAGGGACGAUAAGAUUGAGCGCAAGUUUUUUUCUCGCCAGUUCACCUAUCUGCUCAAGCCCUUCCAACGAGGCGACCACGUCGUCUUUAACGAGUACGAAAUUGUUCCUCUCGAGGUCGUCGAGCGCAGACCGGCGGGGAAUACUUCAGUAGACAAGGUCGUCCUCCCCAACUGUCCCGGUACAGUCUUUUACCGACGCCGCAUCCCACUCGGGAACGGGUUCGGCCAGCUCUCCAAAGGCGAGUUCGUCGAGAUCAUCAAUAGCAUCAGGGGCAUCCAGAAUGACCACUUGGUAUCGUAUUACGCUUCAUACACGCAGAUCGGAGCGGCAUACGUCCUCUUUACCCCUGCUACCGACUCCAACCUGAAGUCUUUCUUUGGCAAUACGCCAUCUAACUUUAAGAAUCUCUCAAAGAAGGAGCGGAGACGGACGAUUAUGAACUGGAUCCUCUGUCUCGCUGACACCCUCGCCUACCUUCACAGCAGAAGGCUAUGCCACGGGAACAUCAAACCUUCAUCUAUACUCUUCACCAGUCAGCUCCACAUCUUUUACUCGGAUUUCACGAGACUAAACGCCGAGGUUCUAGCCGGUUACACGGACAAGAAUUCGUUUGACCGGGAGUCAUACGACUACGCAGCCCCGGAACAAUGGUUUCGCCCGACAGGCGGUCCGACGAGUCCUUUAGGCCGUAUGGCGACGAUGGCGAUAUCGACGUCUCCGGAGACGCACACCAACUUCUCCAUCCCAAGGAGUGACAACCCGGGUAGCCCAAAUGCGAUGCUGAACACGCCCAACCCACAUCUGAACCCGCAAGCCGCCGACAUCUUCUCGCUUGGCUGUGUCAUCUUGGACCUGAUGAGCUUCCUCGUCAAAAAGACAACCAAAAGUUUUGCCGCACACCGUGCUGCCAAGCACAAGACCCCCGGUCGUGGUGGUGCCGUUUUGGAUUCGUCAUUUCACAAGAACCUCGGACAGGUCGAGUCCUGGAUGUCGACACUAGCAAAGGAGGCGUCAAAGAAGGUAUCCGAAUCCGAUGGAGGCCUCGUGUUCCGAGGCAUCGUACCCUUAAUGCACAUUGUUGCCCGUAUGCUAUCGGCGAAUCCGAUGGAUCGACCCUCAGCGGCCGAGGUGCAAACACAAGUGUACCAGUUGUUGACCAAAUACUGCGACAUUAAGGAGCCUCACUGUGUUCAUCAAUACGGCGGCUGGGACUUUGGCAUGUCGCACUUGCGAAUACAGCCCAUCAGCCCCAACGCCGAACUCAUGCCUCAGCCUAUCCGACAGAACUCAAUACCGCAACUGCCGCGACGUGGGAGUGAGAGCAUUGGAAGCAUCAGUCCGAGAGGGUUGUCCCAUUCGAGAACGAACAGCAGCGGCGGUAUGUCGAACAACAGCGGGAUGAGUAGUGCGGCAAGCAGCGAUCAAGACCGAGACCUCGGGCCCGGGUUCACUGCUAUUCGGAACAUCCGGGUACCGCCGGUACGAUCGCCCGGGCCGUGGGACUCGAGCCCCGGUGUCCAGGGCGGACGUAGCGACCAAGCCCCGGUGUAUUGAGACACGGCGCCUCGACGCGAGGCCCUGUAUGGGCGAGGUACAACAGCUCAUGAGCGAUAUUCAAACUUUUUUCUCCUAUUGGGUUGGCGCGGUCCCGAUAUCGAUACCACACACCAUACCGCCUGGGGUUUUGCAUCAGAAUCUCAAUAUGAGAUAAAGAAAGGCGGGGAAUGCGCGCUCGAAUGGUCAUGACAUGAGAUGUUUCGAUGGUGAUUUUUUCUUUUACUCUCCUCUUUGUUGCUCAGCGAUACCUCUGCCGCAGUUGCUCAUCGCAAAUGGGUCUGCAUACAAAGCAAGCCCAACCAUAGUCGAAAAAAAGAGAAGCCGAGAUAGGAAUGAAGAUUCGAUAUUGAAAUCAUAUACCCGUACGUCUUUGUAAUUGUCGAAUGGUCCAAUGGUUUCUUUCGACUAUGCGGGUUCCGAGCCGAGCCAUGAACAGCGAGAGCCAAGGUGCUAUAGGGAGG
Messenger RNA from Colletotrichum scovillei, 2909 nucleotides. RefSeq names its product protein kinase. The coding region runs from base 598 to 2445 and encodes 615 amino acids. The record is from RefSeq and is a predicted model, not a curated record. The transcript has a single exon. Gene Ontology annotation, molecular function: ATP binding; protein kinase activity. Gene Ontology annotation, biological process: chromosome segregation; protein phosphorylation. NCBI's taxonomy places the organism in Eukaryota, Fungi, Ascomycota, Sordariomycetes, Glomerellales, Glomerellaceae. Gene Ontology annotation, cellular component: nucleus; cytoplasm; centrosome.